Messenger RNA from Brassica rapa (field mustard), 2365 nucleotides. Its product is annotated as GDSL esterase/lipase At2g31540. NCBI's taxonomy places the organism in Eukaryota, Viridiplantae, Streptophyta, Magnoliopsida, Brassicales, Brassicaceae. Gene Ontology annotation, molecular function: hydrolase activity, acting on ester bonds. The record is from RefSeq and is a predicted model, not a curated record.
AACAAACUUCUGGAGCCAGAGGCUUGUAACUAAUAUUAGCUUUAAGCUCUCUUUCUAAAACGGGAUUAAGGAGUUUAAAAAAAAAAAAAAAAAAAGUUUACAGUCAAGUGUUAGUUUGGUAUAUGAUUUUCUUUUCUUCAUACGUUCUCGUGGUUCCAUUAGAUUGAGGCAUUUCAUCAAAGACAUUAUUGACUCUGAAUUUUAUAAGAUUGGAAGCAGAAAAAAAAAACUGAUUGGCAUAAAUAAAGCUGAAAAUAAUUUAUAAUUUUAGCGUCUAUCAUGUGUGACUGUUUUAUAUCUGUUACAACUUCUGUUUUUUGGGAUUGUAUUCUUACAGUCACCAGCUUGUAUCAGAUCAAAAUUAAUCAACAAAAUUUUACAGAAAAAGAACUGUUAACCCGCUCACCUUGUAUAUAGUUUGUCAAUAUGUUAAAUUCAGUAUUGUGUUCCUCGUACAGAUCAUAGGGAUUUUCAUUAGAGAUAUGUUAGAUAUUUUUUCAUUUCUCUUUACACAUCUUAUCAAUUGUUAAACAGCUCCACUACCGAUUAAAGUUUCUAUUUACCAUCUGUUUUGCAGUUUUUAGGUGAAUCUUUAUUUAGACUACAAAAUUCAAAGCUGUUUAUCCCUUUUGUUUCAUUUUACAGAAGAAAAACAACAGCACACUAUUAUCAAAAAUCCAACACGGCAACAAAAAGAAACCUCACCUUCAAAGCUCUUUAUAAACUCAUCACCAUACAUACACAUUCAAGUUAAUCAAAACACAAAGAAACCAAAAAAAAAUGUCUACAUCUAAUACCAUAACCUUCAUUCUAUUCAUCGCAACAACACUUCUCGCGUCCAGCAACGCAGCCGAUAACGCCACAACGCAACCGCUAUUCCCAGCGAUUCUAAUCUUCGGCGACUCAACCGUGGACACAGGGAACAACAACUACCCUAUAAACACAUUCUUCAGAGCUACACAUCUACCUUACGGCAUUGAUCUCCCAAACCAUGAAGCUAACGGAAGAUUCUCAAACGGAAAACUAAUCCCCGACAUACUCGCAGCCAAAUACAACAUCAAACAGCUUGUUCCUCCUUUCUUACAACCAAAUCUCUCCGACCAAGAUAUUGUAACUGGAGUCUGUUUUGCAUCAGCCGGAGCGGGCUACGAUGACCUAACAAGUCUCUCCACUCAGGCGAUUCCUGUCUCCGAACAACCUAACAUGUUCAAGAGCUACAUUGCUCGUCUUAAGAGUAUCGUGGGAGACAAGAAAGCUAUGGAGAUUAUCAACAAUGCCUUGGUGGUUAUAAGUGCAGGGACUAACGAUUUCAUCUUGAAUUAUUACACUAUUCCUACAAGGCGUCUUCAGUACCAUCAUGUCUCUAGCUACCAAGACUUUAUUCUUAAGAGGCUUGACAAUCUCAUUGGGGAGCUAUAUAGUUUAGGUUGCAGAAAUAUUGUGAUCGGAGGUUUACCUCCUAUUGGUUGCUUACCGAUCCAAAUGACUGCUAAGUUCCGCAACAUCUUUAGGUUUUGCUUAGAACAAGAGAACAAAGACUCUGUGGUAUACAAUCAGAAGCUUCAAAAGCAAAUACCCCAGAUGCAAGCAUCUCUUACCGGAAGCAAGAUCCUCUACGCUGAUAUAUAUAACCCUAUCUAUGACAUGAUGCAAAACCCUGGCAAAUACGGGUUCAAGGAGACGAAGAGAGGAUGUUGUGGAACAGGGUUUCUGGAGACGAGCUUCAUGUGUAAUGUUCUUUCUCAAACGUGUGACAAUCACUCGGAGUUUUUGUUCUUUGACUCCAUUCAUCCAUCAGAAGCUACCUAUAAUUACAUAGGAGACUUGCUUGAUACUCAGAUCCGUGAGUGGAUUGCGGCUUAAGCCAUCACGGUUCGAAAAAAUGAAAAUGUUAAUUGGUAGAUUGUUGAAGUAGAUACUUGGUGCUUGAGUCUAUAAAUCUACAUGCUAAGAUUAUGAUGCUAAUGUGUUUUGUGUGCGUAACACAACUCUGUUAUAUGAAACAGAGACGGUAAAAGAGAAGAAGGAGGAUGUAGUGGGCCGAGUUCACACACAUGACUUGGGCCUUAGUGUUGAGUUAAGACAAAGCCUAAGUGAGAAGGCGGUAAAAGGAAGAAGUGUUAUGAGUAAUUCAAACGGUCGUCUACAGAGUACGGAAGGGAUGAGGUCAGCGACAGCUGGUGGUGUGGUCCUGAAGAAUACGUUCAGCCCUCUUGGGCAAUGCAUCGAAGGGCUGUGAUUACACCACUUGUAUAGAGAUCAGAGUGUGGCUCUAGGGUUUUACAAUCUUUCUUUACACUAUAUAUAUUGUAACUGAAGAACUAUUGUGGUGUGGUUGGGGGAGUUAAGAAAAGUAUAUUUUUCA